This is a messenger RNA of Staurois parvus, 2184 nucleotides long. The record is from the annotation of a GenBank genome assembly. Lineage: Eukaryota; Metazoa; Chordata; Amphibia; Anura; Ranidae.
CUUACAGUCCUGUGUUCUGAGCGAGUUGGCAGAAUCACCAAGACCUAUCGGGACAUAGACGCUGUGACCAGUCUGCUAGAGGAGAAAGAGAGAGACCUUGAGCUAGCCGCUCGUAUUGGGCAGUCCCUUUUGAAGCAAAAUCAAGAACUGACAGUACGGAAUGAGUAUCUGGAGGAACAGCUGGAGGCCGCUAAAGAGGAGGUUUAUCAGCUUCGACAUGAAGUGUCCAUGCGGGAAGACCUUCUCCAUCUGUACACCAGCAACUUGGAGAGCGAGUCCACAUCUGCCAUUGCUACACCGCUGCAUAGAAAUCACUCCUCAUUCUGUCUUCAACGUGAUGUCCAGCUAGAUGCCCUCCAGCAAAAGCUCAAGAACCUGGAGGAAGAGAACCACAAGAUGCGUAAUGAGGCCAGCCACAUCCUUGAUAGAACUAAUGACUAUGAAGACCAGGAGAGCUCACUAAUGCUGGACUGCGUAGAACAGUUCUCGGAGGCCAGUAAGCAGAUGGCACUGCUGGCAGACGAAGUGGCUCGCAGAGGAGAAGAUGCAGCCCGGCAGCAAGAAGAGAUCAGCCAGCUUCUUGCCCAGAUUGUUCACCUGCAGCAGAAGUGUCGCAGUACCUCCACAGAGAAUGAAGAACUUCACCAACAUCUAGCGGCUGUGAAGGACAGGGAAAACAUGCUGAAAACUGAGCUUCAAGACCUUCAGGAAAAGCACAGGGAAUGUGAGGAGAUGCUACAUGAGGCACAGGAGGAGCUGAAGAACCAAAGGAACCGAAGCCUCCCCAACAGCACUAUCAGCAGAUACAGCACACUGAACAUUUUCCCUUUGGAUUCCUUAGCAGCAGAGAUUGAAGGAACAAUGAGAAAAGGGAUUGAUGCAUCUUCAGAACUAAAGAGCUACAAGCGAGUUUUUGAGACCGUGAAAGCUGCCAAUCAAGUGGUAAGGUCCCGUGGUCCUUCUCAGCGGCCAUCUGCUGCUCCAAGUCGCGUGGGCACUCCUCCACUGAGCUUCUGUGAAUCAGAGGGUUCCAGCUUGGUGCAUCUGGAGGAGGAGACAUUGGUUCCAGGAGGAGGAAACGAAUCUUCUGUUGCUGGAGAGAAGAAGUUGGGAACACCCGGUACACCUGGAGGACAAGACCUGGCCGCUGCACUUCAGAGACUUCGCGCUCAACAAGAAUCUGAUUCUCCAGAUCUAUUUAAGGAGAGAGAACACAAGUUGCAGAGAGUUGGAGAGGUCUCCAGUGGAUUCCUUACACCCAAUGAUAGCGUCCUUUCCACUGGUACUAAUUAUUCUGGCAUUUCUGAGGCCAGUGGCAGCUCUAGUCUAUCCCUGGGAUCAAGAGCCUACCUACCUGAGAAGCUUCAAAUUGUCAAACCACUGGAAGGUUCAGCAACCCUCCUGCACUGGCAGCAGCUAGCAAAGCCAAACUUAGGUGGCAUCCUGGAUCCCAGGCCAGGCGUUCUCACCAAAGACUUUCAGGAACUGGACAUUGAUGUAGAGGAUGUCUACAACCUCAAUGACUUUGAGGAAGAUGACCUGGAGCCAAUUUCCUUCCAAGCCACGGUGACCUCCACUCCUACCAAAAACAGGAAAACGAGUAGCAUGUUCACUUCCAAUAACAACCUCCCCCAGACACCAUCUACGUUCACCAUAACCACAUGUCGCACCCCGCACUCUCUGCAGGACAUUACAAUGGUCACUUCCAGUCUUCGUAAUACAGUCCUUUCUUCAUGUGGAAGCUUUGAGAGCUUAAGUUCCCUUAAUCUAGAUACUCAAAAGGACCAAACAGUAACCUCUGCCGCAUCAAGCUGUGACCAGACCGGCUCUGGACGUAACACUCCCAUGGGACUAGUUACUCUGCUUCAGGAACAUGGUAUAUCUGCCACCGCUGAGCCCAACAAGGUGCCCUCAACAGAAGAUGAAAGUAGACCUCCUGUUCCAAUUGCACACAGUUCUUUCUUACCUUUGAGAUGGAGUAGGACUUUGAUGGGUCUGGGUUUUGGAAGAUCCCUAGUGGACGUUGCUACAGCUAAAAAGACAUCAGACUCUGCUCCAACCCAGAAAAGCAUCUUCAGCCUGAACUUGGUGGGACAGUUGCAGAGGCUUGGUUUGAAUCAGGUGGUGGAAAGGGGUAUUGCCUCUUUCCAGAGGACAACAGAGGAUAGAAAUCCCCCAAGCUAA